Neltuma alba is the source of this 1223-nucleotide messenger RNA. RefSeq names its product pullulanase 1, chloroplastic-like. Bases 335 to 1030 code for a protein of 231 amino acids. The record is from RefSeq and is a predicted model, not a curated record. NCBI's taxonomy places the organism in Eukaryota, Viridiplantae, Streptophyta, Magnoliopsida, Fabales, Fabaceae. The transcript is spliced from 11 exons.
GCGCUUAUUUGCGCCAGACAAUGUGGGUUGAUCGAAAUUGAUGAUGCUCAAGUGAUUGCUGGCGCCUGGGGGAGCUCGUAAGAUGAAGAUGGAGGAUAAUUUCUUGUACUCCAGAGCACAUUGGGUCAGUAAAUCUUUGAUUGCGUGGAAUGAGGAUAUUGGGGAUGGGUUUUGCUAUCUACUUGCUAGUAGAGAUGCCUCUUUGUCCAUUGCAAAUAAUGAAAUUCAAGGUAAAGAUGUGAAAAUUACGCUUGAAGAAGAUGGAGCUGGCCUUCCUACAUAUCUGAUGAGAAGUGCAGGAAUUGUACUGGUUUGCAGUUACCUGGUGUUAUAGAUGAACUUUUUUUCAUAUAAUGGCCCUCUUGGUGCAUUGUUCUCAAGAGAUGCUGUUUCACUUUAUCUACGGCCUCCUACCGCUCAAGCGAUACGUGCUUACAUCUACAGGGGCCCAACGAGAGAGAACCCCAUUGAAAUUGUACAGUUGGAGGAGGAUAAUGGUGUUUGGAAAACUAAAGGACCCAAAAGUUGGGAAGGCUGUUACUAUGCCUAUGAAGUAAAUGUUUACCACCCGAGUACCUUGCGAGUUGAAAAAUGCUAUGACAACGAUCCAUAUGCUAGAGGACUUUCAUCAGAUGGCAGGAGGACAUUUUUAAUUAAUCUUGACUCUGAUGAGUUAAAACCUGAUGGAUGGGAUGAUCUGGUAAACAAGAAACCUGUUGUGCAUUCUUUCUCAGGUAUAAGCAUUUAUGAAAUGCAUGUAAGAGAUUUCAGUGCCAAUGACUCCUCUGUGCAACCUGAGCUUCGUGGUGGUUAUUUGGCCUUCACAUUGCAGGAUUCAGCUGGUGUACUUCAUCUAAAGAAGUUAUCAAGUGCCGGCAUCAGCCAUGUCCAUCUACUUCCAACUUUUCAGUUUGGUGGAGUUGAUGAUCAAAAGGAGAAGUGGAGAUCUGCAACGUUUGUAUUCAAAUGGAAAUGCAGCAGUGACGCAGCACAUUACAUCAAAUUUAUGGAUCAAGAAGUUGAAAGAUAAGCAGGGAGAGAAUAAUUCAAGGGUCUUCAAGUUCCCAAACCAGCAGCUGAAAUAUCAGCCUUGAUGGCGUGUACUGCUCACUGUAGUGUGACAAAGGGUGUUUUUUGGCAGAUUUUUCAGUAUUAAAAGGUCUGCCACCAGAUUCAGAUCAGCAACGAACUCUUAUUACAGCCAUUCAAGACUAUGAUGGAUA